This is a messenger RNA of Anopheles coluzzii, 3237 nucleotides long. It is a transcript of the gene Pect, whose product is annotated as ethanolamine-phosphate cytidylyltransferase. Gene Ontology annotation, cellular component: cytoplasm. Lineage: Eukaryota; Metazoa; Arthropoda; Insecta; Diptera; Culicidae. The transcript has 7 exons. Bases 583 to 1779 code for a protein of 398 amino acids. Gene Ontology annotation, biological process: phosphatidylethanolamine biosynthetic process. The record is from RefSeq and is a predicted model, not a curated record. Gene Ontology annotation, molecular function: ethanolamine-phosphate cytidylyltransferase activity.
CACUCACACACCCGUUCACGAAAUCUCCUCAUUCGCUCGCUAGCUCGCUACACACGCACACACAGUGCACAGUGCCCAAUCGGAACGGAGCUGCAUCUCGUCACCUUUUCGUCCGGCAAAACGUAUCGAUUCAAGUGCAAAAACGCUACGCAAAGCUGCGAAAACCCAUCGAAAGAGGCUCCGUCUGCUGCCCUCCAUUUGCUGCCAGCACAAUCUUUCGGUGCUACGUGUCGACCCCCUCCCUGCCCGGUGCGUUCUAGCGUGUUCUAGCAGUGAUCCAGCGGGCCCAACCGAACACCCCGAGCGUGCACAGUGUGUCUCCGUGUGUGUCCGAGCACCGUCCGCUUAUCACUUCCGUGCCCCCCGUGAUAAUUCAUAAAAGCCUCGAGCAUCCGGCCAGCGGAGCUCAUUCGUCGCAAACGUCGGUUCGGACCAACUCCACUCCACUCCCCGCCGCGUGUGUGUGUGUGCGUAUUAUUAGUGCGUGCUUGCGUUUCCGUGCCCAGUUUUCCGUGGUGGAGUGAAAAGCGCCCGCGAAAAGUCAAGCCCCAAAAGUGCAUCCAGCGCGAACGCGAAGCGAGAAUGGCAAAUCGGAACGAAAACGGCCACUCCGGCAACGCCGACAAGGAAGUGCGCGUCUGGUGCGAUGGAUGCUACGAUAUGGUACACUUUGGACAUGCGAAUUCCCUCCGCCAGGCGAAGGCGCUCGGCCACAAGCUCGUUGUCGGCAUCCAUAACGACGAGGACAUUACUAAGAACAAGGGCCCGCCAGUAUUUACGCAGGAGGAAAGAUACAAAAUGGUGCGUGGCAUCAAAUGGGUCGAUGAGGUGGUGGAAGACGCGCCGUACGUAACCACGCUCGAAACGCUCGACAAGUACGACUGUGACUUCUGCGUGCACGGUGAUGACAUCACCCUAACAGCGGAUGGUGUGGACACGUACCAUUUAGUCAAAAAGGCACAGCGAUACAAGGAAGUAUCGAGGACGGCAGGAGUUUCGACGACGGAUCUGGUCGGACGCAUGCUACUCCUUACCAAGAACCAUUUUAAGCAAGGUGAUAAGGAAUAUGAGGUUGAGAAAGAUGAAGAUGUAGACGCGCUAGAAGCAUUGCUGAAGCGGUAUAAUGAAGAACACUUCCAAAUCCUAGGCUCGUCCCAGCUCGGCCAGGACCAUACGGCCCGCAGCCCCUGGACCGGCUGCUCCCAGUUCCUGCCGACGACGCAAAAAAUCAUCCAGUUCAGUGACGGCAAGGCGCCGAAGCCGACCGACCGCAUCGUGUACGUGGCCGGUGCGUUCGACCUGUUUCACGUCGGCCAUCUGGACUUCCUGGAGAAGGCGAAGGAGCACGGCGACUAUCUGAUCGUCGGGCUGCACACCGACCCGGUGGUGAACCAGUACAAGGGCGGCAACUAUCCGAUCAUGAACCUGCACGAGCGCGUGCUAAGUGUGCUGGCCUGCAAGUACGUGAACGAGGUGGUGAUCGGCGCGCCGUACUCGGUGACGGCCGACCUGAUGGAACACUUUAACGUGGGGCUGGUGUGCCACGGUCAGACGCACAUUGCGCUGGAUGUGGGUAAUAUCGAUCCGUACGCGAUACCGAAGCAGAUGGGCAAGUUUAUGCUGAUUGAUUCCGGCAACACCAUCACGACGGAAGACAUUGUGGAAAGAAUCAUUCGCCAUCGGCUCGAGUUUGAGCAGCGCAACAAAAAGAAGGAAAAGAAGGAGAUUGAAGUGUACGAGGCGAUGCAGAAGGUGAAGCUGGCCCAGAAAUCCGGUUGACCCGAUGACGCCGAUGACGACGACGAUGAUGAUGACCGUCGUCGUCGUCAGUAGAGGAGAUGCAGCAGCAGCAGCAGCAGCUAAAGAAGUUCAAAUUUCCCGUCUCCGUGUGUUUUGUGUAUAUUUUAACUUGAGUUGACGUGUGUGUGUCGUAUGGCGUGGCGAAUGUGUUUAUGUGUGUCUAGCGCGCCGUGUUUAUUGUAUCGCCGUAUCAUUCCUGUUUAUUUGUCUGUUUUUAGUUUAUAGUUAACGUAAAGAAGAGGUUAGAUGCGAGGCUGAAAGAGGAAGUGACGAAUGUUAUUUACCUGCUUAACACAACAAAAAAAAAAACAAACAAACAAGCAAAUCCCCGGAUAUAGUUACAAUUUAGUUCAGUGCGACCGCUUCUGCGUGCGUCAUAUUAUCAGCCUAAUGUGGGAGUUUUUUUUUAUCAAGAGAGUCAACCGUGUUUGUUUUUAGUUAUUUAUCUAACGUUUUUAAUGCAACACAACAGCAAUAAUUGUAGAGAGGGAGAUAGAGAUGUAAUUGUUCUUUCAUUUCGUUUCCACCACCAUCGAAAGAGGAGGAGAGGUUUCGUUUUGGGAAACCUGACCGACCCGACCGGUGGGGUAGAACAAGAAGACGAAGCAGAAGAGUAAAAAAGGAGUGACACAUGGGCGCACACGAAAUUACAAAAAUAGUAGAAUCUCAGUUUGUUGGUCGCCAAUUAAGAGUAAAAAAGCACCCCCAACAUUUCGCUGUAAUGGUGUCUGUGUGUGAGUGGGCAAAGAUUGUGGAAAGACGCGGGUUUGUUUUUUUAGAUUUUGUUUAAAAUAUUGUAUCACACCAAAUUGAGUAGUUUCGUUUUUUUUUUGUAUUUAUGUUUUAUUUGUGCUAUAUAUGUUGAGCGGAAUAGGGAUAGAAAGUGACGUAUACAAAAGCUUAGAUUUCAAUUACGAGAAGCUACAAGAGAAUAGUGGCCGUGUGUAUGUGUGUGUGUGUAUAAUUGUGUGUGAGUAAAUUAUUAGCUAAUUAGCACAGGAACAUUAUGAACACAGCAAAAAAAGGUGUAAAAGAGCAAAAAGGAUUAAGGAUAAAUCACACACACACUCACACACACACACACACACAAAACACCCCAAAACACAACAGCCUAAGGUUUAGGGAAGCGACUGUACGCUAUAACUACUACUAUAUAAUGUAUAUUUAACGUAACGACUACUUAUCCAAUGAUCGAUCGCUUGUGUAAUUUCAAAUCUGCGCGCGCGCGAUCCCCCUUUAAUAAUGAUGUAGCUGUGAAGCUGAGAUUCCUUUCUUUUUUCUUUGUUUUCUUUUUCUGGUGCGAGAGAUUGCUUCAUCACAAGAGGAGAAGAGAAUGUGUAACACACGUUUGUAAUAUUACUGCUAUUAUGUGCGGCUAGCGAAAAUAGAGGUUCAGAGCAGGAAUAAUAAAAAAAACAUACAAAAGUGAAAGCCUAA